Messenger RNA from Dicentrarchus labrax (European seabass), 1008 nucleotides. RefSeq names its product deoxyribonuclease I-like 1-like (gene dnase1l1l). The transcript has 8 exons. Gene Ontology annotation, cellular component: nucleus. The coding region runs from base 20 to 907 and encodes 295 amino acids. Gene Ontology annotation, biological process: DNA catabolic process. Lineage: Eukaryota; Metazoa; Chordata; Actinopteri; Moronidae. Gene Ontology annotation, molecular function: DNA nuclease activity. The record is from RefSeq and is a predicted model, not a curated record.
AGUGACAAUCUUCUGCAAGAUGAGGACUGCAGUUCUGCUGUUUGUUGUCGGGUUGUGUGCGUUGAACGUCACAUCAUCCCUGAAAAUCUGCGCUUUCAACAUUCAGAGCUUUGGCGAAUCAAAGUCCAACAACAAGAAGGUUAUGGGGAUUCUCCUAAAGAUUCUUUCUCGGUGUGACUUGUGUCUCAUUCAAGAGGUCCGAGACUCUAAAGGAGAGGCCAUACAAACUUUGGUGAAAGAGCUUAACAGAUUUCACAAAUCCAACCCAUACUCCUAUGUGGAAAGUGAAAGGCUGGGAAGGAAGACCUACAAGGAGCAGUAUGUCUACAUUUACAGGAACAACAUGUUGAAGGUCAAAGAGCAUUAUCAGUAUCCUAAAGAAGAAGGAGAUGGGAGCAAUGAAACUGAAGUUUUCUCCAGAGAGCCUUUCAUUGUUCGCUUUCACUCCCCUACAACAUUGAUAAAGGAUUUUGUCCUGAUCGGGCAGCAUACUUGUCCCAGAAAUGCCAUGAAGGAGAUUGACCAGCUGUAUACUGUCUUCAAAAGAAUUCACAAGAAGUGGAAGACUGACAAUGUGAUGAUCUUAGGGGACCUGAACGCCGGCUGCAGCUACGUCACCAUCAAGGGCUGGAGAGCUGUGCGCUUGAGGAGUGACCCCAAAUUUCACUGGCUGAUUGGAGAUAAGCAAGACACUACUGUCCGCCAGAAGACACACUGUGCCUAUGACAGGAUCAUUAUCCACGGACAUGAGAUUAUCUCUUGUAUAGUGCCAGGUUCAGCUCAGCCGUUCAACUUUAAAGAGGAUUUCCAUCUCACCGAAGAGGAGGCUCUUGAGGUGAGUGAUCAUUUUCCUGUAGAAGUUGACCUGAAGCCUAAUCAUCGCUACCUCCUACGCAAUGAGCUGUAAGACCACUCAGAACAACAAUCUACAAACCAGGAUGUCUCAAUUUUAACUGUAGUUUUACUUGAUUUUAGCUGUUAAAAUAAAUAAAAUGACCUAAUAGAUUA